Molecule: messenger RNA, 1091 nt
Organism: Bipolaris sorokiniana ND90Pr
Lineage: Eukaryota; Fungi; Ascomycota; Dothideomycetes; Pleosporales; Pleosporaceae
Exons: 4
Coding region: 269-775 (168 amino acids)
Source: RefSeq, a predicted model, not a curated record
GUAAAGGGCUGCGCCCGUGAUCUCUACUGAAGAGGAUCACGUGAUCUUCGACCACGUGAUAUACCUUCUGUACGGACACGUGAUCAGAAGCGAGCAGGUAUAAGAGAAGUCUGUACUUAGUUAUCUUCUCUUUUUCUUAUCUUUUAGCUUCUGUACGAUAGGUAGAAGCAUACUUAUUCGCUAGGCCUCUCCGCCCAUAACAUAAGCUAAAAGAUCACUUUAACCCUUCUUACUCUUUUCUCUCGUACGGAGCGAGAGAGAAUUGAGAAUGCAAAACGAACAAGAUAUAACAAUAGGGCUACAUAAGCCUAUGCCAAACCUAGAACCUAGUAACGCCCCGCCAAGGCCUCCGACCCAACUUAAUGCAACAAAUAAUCUACUCCAACGAAACCUAGACCAAAUAGCUACAAGACUUAAGGACGCUAAAGGCGUACGAGAAGAACUCCAAGAGAUGAAAGCCCUUUUCCUCCGUACGGCACAGGGGCAAGCUACCCCUAACGCACAGACUCCUAAUCUCACGCCGAGUAUAGAAAAGUUUGGAAAAGCUAGACUCCCUAAUAUUAGAAUCUUUAAGAAAGGCUCACACGAAGAAUACACCCAAAUUGCUCAACGCAAGAAGGAGGGUAGCUGCCUACGUUGUAGCAUCUACGGCCACCUCGUACGGCAGUGUAAAGCAGCAGUCCCAAAACGCACGCGCAAGCCAGAGACCGUGACAAAAGUCCUAGCUGCUACCUUAGAAGACGAAAGCUCAGACAAGGGAAAAGAGGAGCCCUAGUCCAAAAACGCCGACUAGGGCAGCCAAAGCAGGUUAAGCAGGUCGUACGACCUGUCCAAGAGCUACUUCACCAACUAAAGCCUACUCAGCCAAUGUCCAUAGACGUAAUCAUUAAUCUUUUAAAAAACGCUACUGCUAUGAUUAAUAAUAGGUGCUGCACUUAUGCGAUAGUAUGUAAAAGACUCGUACAAGAACUUAACCUGCCGCGCGUAUCUAUCCCUACUAGGGAAAUUGAAGGUGUCAAUAACCAGAAAAGCACUGUACGAGCUAUUACUCAAUUUACUGUAGAUAUUAGAGGAAUUAAGCGAAAAGCAGC